CGGUUUACACCGUUGAUGACAUUGCUAUUAUAGUGAAAACAUGGCCGGAGCGAUGGUGUGUGAAAUUGUUAGAAGUGAAGAAGAACUUCCUCAUUUAAAUAAAAUUAUACUAGACGACGAUGAAACUGAUGAAGAACGUAUUAAAUUAAAGGAGCAAGGGAUCCUGCAAUUGGGUGAAUUGUACAAGAAACAAGGUAAAGCUAAAGAACUCGCUGAUCUAAUAAAGACAACAAGACCCUUCCUGAGCUUGAUUAGUAAGGCCAAAGCAGCAAAAUUGGUAAGAUCUUUAGUGGAUUUCUUCUUGGAUCUUGAAGCUGGAAUUGGAAUCGAAGUAAAAUUGUGUAAAGAAUGUAUAGAAUGGGCAAAAGAAGAAAGGAGAACAUUCUUGCGUCAAUCGUUAGAAGCCCGACUAAUAGCAUUGUAUUUCGAGACUGGUAUGUACUCAGAAGCUUUAAAUUUAGGAUCAACACUUUUAAAAGAAUUAAAGAAAUUGGAUGAUAAAAAUUUAUUAGUUGAAGUUCAACUAUUAGAAAGUAAAACUUAUCAUGCUUUGAGUAAUCUUCCAAAAGCUCGUGCCGCUUUAACAUCGGCACGAACAACAGCAAAUGCAAUUUAUUGUCCACCAAAAAUGCAAGCUGCAUUAGAUUUACAAUCUGGAAUAUUACAUGCAGCAGAUGAAAAAGAUUUUAAAACUGCUUAUUCAUACUUCUAUGAAGCUUUUGAAGGAUAUGAUAGUGUUGAAAGUCCAAAAGCAUUACAAGCCUUAAAAUAUAUGUUAUUAUCAAAAAUAAUGUUGAAUAAUCCAGAAGAUGUGCAACAGAUUAUCAGUGGCAAGUUAGCUAUUAAAUAUGCUGGAAAGGAUAUAGAAGCAAUGAAAAGUGUUGCUACAGCUUCUCAUAAACGCUCAUUGGCAGAUUUUCAAGAUGCUUUAGUCAAAUACAAACAAGAAUUAGAAGGUGAUGUGAUUGUUCGAGCUCAUCUAGGUACAUUGUACGAUAACAUGUUGGAACAAAAUCUUUGCCGUAUUAUUGAACCAUAUUCUCGCGUACAAGUUGAUUAUGUAGCUGAAUCAAUUAAGCUGCCAAUGCAAAAAGUUGAAAAGAAGCUUUCACAAAUGAUACUCGACAAGAAGUUCCAUGGUAUUUUAGAUCAAGGUGAAGGUGUAUUGGUUGUAUUCGAUGAGACUCCCGUUGACAAGACAUACGAAAUGGCAUUGGAAACAAUUCAAAGUAUGAGUAAAGUUGUUGAUACGUUAUAUCAGAAAGCGAAAAAACUCUCGUAAACAAAUUUAGUUUAAAAAAACAUAGUGCGGCUUUCAAUUGUUGGACUCUGAUGAUUUUUGCAUUCUUUUUAAAACUAAAUAUAAUGAAAUGAAAUGUGUCUCUUUUUGUUUAAUGUAAAUACCAUAAUUUCAUGAAUUUAACCUGAUUUUGGGAAUGCUAAUUAAAACUAACAAGAGAAAUUUCAUCUAUGAAAA
Messenger RNA from Chrysoperla carnea, 1477 nucleotides. It is a transcript of the gene Rpn6, whose product is annotated as 26S proteasome non-ATPase regulatory subunit 11. The record is from RefSeq and is a predicted model, not a curated record. Gene Ontology annotation, molecular function: structural molecule activity. NCBI's taxonomy places the organism in Eukaryota, Metazoa, Arthropoda, Insecta, Neuroptera, Chrysopidae. Gene Ontology annotation, cellular component: proteasome regulatory particle, lid subcomplex. The coding region runs from base 41 to 1282 and encodes 413 amino acids. Gene Ontology annotation, biological process: ubiquitin-dependent protein catabolic process. The transcript has a single exon.